This is a messenger RNA of Babesia bigemina, 1206 nucleotides long. RefSeq lists its product as hypothetical. The transcript has 8 exons. Lineage: Eukaryota; Apicomplexa; Aconoidasida; Piroplasmida; Babesiidae. The record is from RefSeq and is a predicted model, not a curated record. The coding region runs from base 1 to 1206 and encodes 401 amino acids.
AUGUGGAAUGCUGUAAGGCGCUGCUAUUUUGGUGCGCUGCGGCGGCGCUACCCGGAGGAGGUUCCACUUGAGCUGCUCAGGCAGAAGGCGGUGCUCAUAGAGAACCUGUCACCCGGCGUGCUGUCCACUCACGAUGACGUACUCGACACCUUCUCCAAAUGUGGCAUGACGAUAUCGCAAGACGACAUUCACAUCAUGCGCAACCGAUUUGGUGUGCCAUGCGGGCGUGUGAUGGUGCUCGUAGAGAGCUUGUUGCAGCCGAACUUCGAUUUCAGCGAAAGCAGAGGCACACCGGGAGACAGCGCCGUGGUACACGAGGGCUCUGCGGACACGGGGUCGCAGGCGGAGCCUCAACAUGCGACCAGUUCGACCUUUCUCACCAAAGGUGCACAGAAAGCAUUGCUGGACAGUCUUCCCGGGGAAUCAAGAGCGUACAUAUGUGAUGAGCACGACGUCAAGUGCUACGUGGAGCAGUGCGAGCGUUAUCUAACUCUAUCCGAAGACCUGCGGAGGUUUGCUGACUCGGUGAACUUGCACCGCAUAGUUACGGUCACCGGUAUGAACAAAACCUACGGACGGCUGGAGCUGGCGGAGGUCAUAGAGCGGCACACCAACGUUAAAGUGAACCCUGUUAAUAUCGCUUUCCGCUUCAAAAGCAACGGGGAACAGGACUCCACGGCAUGGGUGCUGUGUGACAGCACCCGCGACGCCAACCGAAUCAUCGCAAAAUUACAGGAAGUGGCCGUGCCUAAGCGCUAUCAGUACGGUGCACUUAUGGGCGCUUCUUUUCUAUACGCCGCACGGUCGUCCUUGUUUCUGUCUGACCCGGGUUUGGACUUCGUGACGAAGAAGAGCAAGUACCAGGUGUUCACUCUGGGCUGGCAACCGGAUAUAGAUGAGGAGGAGCUGACGCACUUGGCCAACAGCCUCAAGUUUUUCCCAAAGUCAGUCAAGGUGGUCAGGUUGCCCGCUUCAGACGGCGCAAAAGAUGAGGUGGGAGCGUUCUUCGAGUGCGACCGUAUGCGCAACACCAAGAAACUGCUGGUCCGUCUGCACAUGUUGAAGCGGCGCUGGAAGAUUCCGGAGCAUUCGCCCUUCUACGCCUACCCCAAGACGGCGGAUGUGCGCUGGGCUUCUGAUAACGGCGUGUAUGCCGAGGACGACCCGGCGGACGACUCCGACUUGGAUGAGCCGGUGCACUACUGA